Messenger RNA from Danaus chrysippus (African queen), 291 nucleotides. The record is from the annotation of a GenBank genome assembly. Lineage: Eukaryota; Metazoa; Arthropoda; Insecta; Lepidoptera; Nymphalidae.
AUGGUUUCAGUUAAUACCAAUAUUGCCGAGGAAAUAACAAAACCUGAUCGUUGUAUCAGCGUAUGGCUCGGAGGAAGCAAACAUUUGAGUGCCAUGAGCGAGAAAAUGUCAAAAACGUGGCCCGAGAAGGAUCCAAGAGCAAGCGACCCUCGUCUCGGCAAUAAUGUUCAGUUUGUCCCUGGCGACAGUAGCACGGGCGAUUGUCCCGUAUUAUGGCAGCGAAUGGCAGAAAAGAAGAUGACCUUAAAUCAUGCCAUCUACGCCUCAAGAGAAUAUGUAUUUCCCAAAUAA